AUGUCGAAUUCACAUCCACCGUCUCCGCUCCAGGCAGCGAUUGAGGGAGAUCACCCCGACGUAGCAAUGCAGUUACUGCGUUGUGGCAUGCGGCUGGAUGUCAAUGCCCGGACCUAUCUAGGUGAGUCCGCUCUAUCACUGGCCGCGUACGAAGGAUACCUAAGCGUGGUUGAGCGCCUCUUACAGGAAGGGCGGGUUGACCCUAAUGACGUCGACAAAAUGGGGUGCAAUGCGUUUUGGUGGGCAGCCCGUGCGGGCCAGGCCAGAGUUGUGGAGCGGCCCCUGAAGAACAACCGUGUUCUGACGCAACUAAAAGACGAAAACGGGAUGGACGCUUUGGAUGCAGCGAGCCAUCAUAAUCGGGUGAUGGGCAAUUUUGGGGCCGAUUGGGCUUUACGAUCUGCUGUCACUUAA
Penicillium hordei is the source of this 414-nucleotide messenger RNA. Its product is annotated as ankyrin repeat domain-containing protein. Lineage: Eukaryota; Fungi; Ascomycota; Eurotiomycetes; Eurotiales; Aspergillaceae. The record is from RefSeq and is a predicted model, not a curated record. The coding region runs from base 1 to 414 and encodes 137 amino acids. Gene Ontology annotation, molecular function: protein binding. The transcript is spliced from 2 exons.